AUGGUGAAUCAUAGGAACGGUGAUAGCAUUAUUAAUCAGGAAGAUGGGAGAAAGAGCCCAUCAACCAUCUCUAGAGGUGGUGGUGGAGCUACAAGAUCGUGGGGCCCCACUAUUUCCGGCCAAUCUGUGUCCACUAGCGGCAGCUUGGGGUCCCCCUCCAGCCGGAGUGAGGCUGCCAUGGCAACACCAGCUAGUGAUAGCACAUUUGUUCGGUUGAACAAUCUCGAAAUUCAAGGGGAUGAUGCUGGGUCUCAGGAGCCUGCUGGGAAGAAGAAGAAAGGCCAACGUGCAGUUGGAGGUGAUAAAAGUGGUCGAGGGCUUCGCCAGUUUAGCAUGAAAGUUUGUGAGAAAGUGGAAAGCAAAGGGAGGACUACAUAUAACGAGGUGGCAGAUGAACUUGUUGCUGAAUUUACAGAUCCCAACAAUAAUCUUGCAACACCAAACCAGCAACAAUAUGAUGAGAAGAAUAUACGUCGAAGGGUAUAUGAUGCUCUCAAUGUGCUAAUGGCAAUGGAUAUAAUUUCUAAAGAUAGAAAAGAAAUUCAGUGGAAGGGUCUGCCUAGGACGAGCUCGAGUGACAUUGAAGAAUUAAAGACUGAAUGUAUUAGGUUGAGAAAUAGAAUUGAAAAGAAAGCUGCAUAUCUUGACGAGCUGGAGGAACAAUACAUUGGUCUUCAGAACCUCAUACAACGUAAUGAGAAACUGUAUGGUUCGGGAGAUGCCCCAAGUGGUGGAGUGGCCUUACCGUUUAUUUUGGUUCAGACUCGUCCUCAUGCAACUGUGGAGGUUGAAAUAUCAGAAGACAUGCAGCUUGUGCAUUUCGAUUUUAAUAGCACCCCAUUUGAGCUACACGACGAUAAUUACGUUCUUAAGGCAAUGAAUUCCUGCAUGAAAACAUCCGCAAAUUGCACGGCACAUAAUAUCCGUAAUGUUGGAGGAGAAAAUUCGAGAAUGGCCAAUUUGUACCGAAAAUCUCAACAAACAUCCCAUCAUCAGAGAACAAACUUAUCCGGAUAUUGA
Messenger RNA from Striga hermonthica, 1020 nucleotides. NCBI's taxonomy places the organism in Eukaryota, Viridiplantae, Streptophyta, Magnoliopsida, Lamiales, Orobanchaceae. The record is from the annotation of a GenBank genome assembly.